This is a messenger RNA of Limulus polyphemus (Atlantic horseshoe crab), 2534 nucleotides long. RefSeq names its product cGMP-dependent protein kinase 1-like. Gene Ontology annotation, biological process: protein phosphorylation. The transcript has 16 exons. NCBI's taxonomy places the organism in Eukaryota, Metazoa, Arthropoda, Merostomata, Xiphosura, Limulidae. Bases 249 to 2519 code for a protein of 756 amino acids. Gene Ontology annotation, molecular function: cGMP-dependent protein kinase activity; ATP binding. The record is from RefSeq and is a predicted model, not a curated record.
CAGCUAUAGGUAGAAAAAUAAACACGGCAUAAAAAAGAGAGGCUCCUCUACGCCUACUGUUUGAUCAAAAUAGCAUAAACUGAGACUUAGGAUCGUCUAUUUAUUUCUUAACUUGGGAUCCGAGUUUUAUUACUUUGGUUACUUUGGUUCUCGCCUGUAUGUGGCGCUACUAUCGCUACGAGUAGCCUGGUAUUGAGGUAUACCUCAAGUGGUCCAGUGCUUAUUAACAGAUACUGUUAGGCUUCAAAAUGCCUUUGCAGAGUAACGUGGAUGCGCGACGCCACGUUACAACGAGUAAGCUGGGCAUCGUUGUGGGUGAAGGCUGUCAACAGGUUGAAACAUCCGAGGAAAACUCUGCCAAGUCUGCUCCCGACCUGCGGAGAGAGGGUUUAGAGGGAUCACCUAAGCCUUCCACUAAGUGCAAAAGGAACAAAUUUCGUACUCCCAAGACUCAUAGUGCCUUUGCAAAAGCAGGAAACUGGUUGGAUAGUGCUCGUAGGGUUCUGAGGGCUGCUGGCCGACUAGCAUCCGGCAUGGGGAACGGUGCUAGCGGUCCCAGCAACAGUCUAGGGGACUCGCGGUCCUCCAGCCUGCGGAGCGAUUCCCCUGAAAAGUUAGGGAAAAAGAACUUUCUAGGGGAGCCAGCUUUUAGUGAAGAUCUGAUUCCCGUUCUGAAAGAAGAGCUCAGAGAAAGAGAGGAAGAGGUAGAGCGACUGGAUUUGGAACUUGGGGAGACAAGAAAAAUUCUGGAAAAUCGGGAGGAAGAGAUCUUACGACUGAAUAGAGAAAUUCAUAAGUUAAAGUCGGUUCUUCAUGCUACAUCAGGGAGCAAGAAUGGGAAGAUGGAUAUUUUGGCCACUCUUCACCAGCAGCACUCUAUGGCUGGGCAGGGUGCCCUCACAAAAAAGCAGGGCGUAUCUGGAGAGAGCGCUCGCACUCGAACUCAUGCUGAGAACUACUGUAUCCAGAGCCACGAGAAGGACUUUCGAUGCUAUUACGCUGUAUCUGCAUUUUGUCUACUUAAACCAACCAGAAAAGGAGAUUUGGAAGUUUUGAAGGAUGGUAAAGUCUUAGGAAGAAUGGGUCCUGGAAAAGCUUUUGGUGAACUGGCCAUCUUAUACAACUGUACCCGGACAGCAAGUGUCAAAGACUGGCCAUGGUUUGACAUAAAGACAGCUGGGGACUUUCUUUGGGAAUUACUGUCGAAUUUGGGUCUCUUAUAUAAAUAUCGAUGUCUUGAAAAAAUAACAAACCCGUGCACUUGCACGUUCGUCAGUAUGGGUUCAAGAACAGAAACUUGCCUAAUUCUGAUGUCUGAGAAAAUAAAGAACAAAAAUGUCGUGCCUUUAUUACAAAACUUGAGCAACGAAAUCCUAGCAAAAAUGGCUGAUGUUUUAGAAGUGGACUUUUACCCAGCUCAUGAAUAUAUUAUACGCCAGGGGGCUACAGGAGAUACGUUCUUUAUUAUCAGCCAUGGAAAGGUUAAAGUGACCCAAAAAGUCUUCGGGCAAACGAACGAGGAAGAGAUAAGAACUCUUGGAAGAGGUGAAUAUUUCGGAGAACAAGCACUUCUAAGGCCAAGCAGCGUGACGUCGAUCCCAACCGAACAAAUAUCAGAAUAUCCCGAAAUACGACUGGAUGAUCUUGAUGUCAUAGCUACAUUAGGAAUUGGUGGAUUUGGAAGAGUUGAGCUGGUACAAUACACGCUGGACAAGAGUAUGACCUUUGCUCUCAAGUGCCUAAAAAAGUCCCAUAUCGUCGAAACUCAGCAGCAGGAACACAUUAUCAGUGAAAAGUCAAUCAUGAUGGGAUGCCGGCAUCCAUUUAUUUGCAGAUUAUACACAACAUUUAAAGAUAAAAAGUACGUAUACAUGAUGAUGGAAGCAUGUUUAGGAGGCGAAGUCUGGACUAUACUUCGAGACAGAGGAACUUUCGACGACACUACAACCAGAUUUUACACUGCUUGCGUGGUCGAAGCAGUAAAAUACCUCCACAGUAAACACAUUCUCUACAGAGACCUGAAACCAGAAAAUCUGCUUUUGGAUUCCCACGGCUAUGCGAAACUUGUUGACUUUGGUUUUUCGAAACUAUUAAUCAACGGACAAAAAACGUGGACUUUUUGUGGUACUCCAGAGUACGUGGCUCCAGAAAUAAUAUUGAACAAAGGUCAUGACAAGGCUGUUGACUAUUGGUCAAUUGGAAUUUUGAUGUACGAACUCUUCACAGGAAUGCCACCUUUCACUGCAUCAGACCCAAUGAAAACAUACAAUAUUAUUCUAAAGGGUAUCGAUAUGAUUGACUUCCCGAGAAAUAUCAGUCGCAAUGCCCAAUCCCUUAUUAAACGGCUGUGCCGGGAGAAUCCCACCGAACGGCUUGGAUAUCAGAAAGGUGGUAUCACUGACAUUAAGAAGCAUAAAUGGUUCCAGGGAUUUGAUUGGGAUGGCCUUUUGGCAAGGACGUUAUCGCCACCGAUAUUGCCAAAGGUUUGUUUCUUAUUUCUAUACGAAUACUGGGAAUAGAUCUUUAAUUUAUCG